AAUGGAUAAUUUGCUACCGACUGCCAAUCCCAUUUUAUAAACACCUUUUGAAUUUACUAAACCUAAAUUUGAUUAUCCUGGAGAAAUUGCGUAUAAUAUGAUCUAAAUAGUCCCAUGCCAUUUUUUCAUAAUCUAUUCAAACCUCCCAAAAAUGUCCUUAAUUUUGAAUGUUGUGAUAUUGAUUUCUUUUCUAAAGAACCAACUUACUUUAAAACCCUACAUGAAUUACAUGCCAAUUCCCCUUUAAUUUAUUAAAGAUUCAUAACUUAAUCAUCCAAAACUUAGAAUUUUGCAUCUCCAUAAUAUCAAGGAACUUAAUUAUUCUCUAAAGGCCCUAUUCAUUUUAAUUCUAAUUUUGAAUGUGGCAAUCUCUAUACUGUAUAUAAAGUUGCUGAUAGAAAAUAUAAUUUAAUUUUGCAUAAUGACACUUAAACAAAUGGUUGCACAAGAUGGUAUUUCUUUAGUGUCAGAACUCCAGAAAGAAUGAUGCUUCAAUUGAAUAUUAUUAAUUUAACUAAGUAAGCAUCACAAUUAAAUGUCAAUCCUUAUAUAUACACAUCAAGAACUGGAUGGUAUAGAGGAGGUGACAAUGUUUAAUAUUACAAAAAUCAAUAUUAAAAGAAAACAGAUUAUUAUUAUACAUUAUCAUUUAGUUAUCUAUUCGAAAAGGAUGAAACUAUAUACUUUGCCCCUUUCCCUCCAUAUGGAAUCACUACACUUUAAUCAUUUUUAAAACCACUAAGCAAUCAGUAAAAUUCAUAUCUAUUAAUAAGAACUCAUCUAAAACUCAAAGCUUUAUCAGUUAAUUAAGGUAACCAAUAUCCAGUAUUAACAAUGGGAAAUUCAACCAAACCUUUGAUUGUUAUAAUUGCUAGAUAACAUCCAUCUGAAGUUGUUACAUCCUAUGUAGCUGAAGGAAUAAUUGGAUUCUUAAUGGGUGAUGAAGGCAAACAAUUAAGAGAUAACUUUUAUUUUAAAAUUUUGCCAAUGAUGAAUCCAGAUGGUGUCAUUCAUGGCAACAGCAAAACCAACCUUUAAGGAAUAGAUAUCAAUUAAAAAUGGCAUAAAGUCAAUAAAUAAGUUCCUAGUGCUUAACAUGUCAAAGCCAUUAUAAAAAAGACAAAUCAAUUAUAUUUAGCUCUUGAUUUACAUCAAACAUAUAAAAAGUAUUUAAAUAUAAUUAUUAAUUUAGAUAUGGAAUUUCAUUUAUAGGAAGAUAUGAUGAGAAUCCAUAAUUUAUUACUGCAUUUUCUUAAAUCUGUAAGUAUACUAGUUUAGAACAAAGUAAAUUUGGUAAAUCUAAUAAAAUGGAAUAAACUCUUCCAUUUGCUUUAGGGUAUUAUGUAUUAUAUAAUUAAUUAGUGAAUUGUUAAAUGUUAAUUGUAUAUAUUAAGUUAGAAUUUCAAAUUAGAUUGAAAGCUUAAAAGAUUUCACAAUUUCUAUGUUAAAGAACAUAGGUGAAAAUUUAUGUUAAGCAAUUCUUUUAACAUUAAAUAAAUAAUUGCAACCAAUUAGAUUUAAUUAAUGUUAGGAUAUUUCAGCAUCUGAAUCUUGUGAAUCCAGUGAUGAAACUUAACAUAUCAAAAAGAAAUUGAAUAAAAAAAAAAUGAUUACAACAAAUUAAGGUAAUGAGAAUAAUUUAUCCAUUGUUACUACUUCCUUAACAAAAAAAUCUAUAUUACCAACAAAAUUAAAACCCUUAAAACCUUUGUGUGAUUUAUCAUAAUGUAAAUUUGAUAUAAUAAUUUUAAGUGAAUUAAUCAUCAAAUAAGAAAAGUGUACAAUAAUCUUAAUUCAAAACUAGAAUUAGAUCAUUUUCAACAAGAACCCCAGAAUUCAAUUUAAAACAUUGA
This is a messenger RNA of Paramecium pentaurelia, 1853 nucleotides long. The record is from the annotation of a GenBank genome assembly. NCBI's taxonomy places the organism in Eukaryota, Ciliophora, Oligohymenophorea, Peniculida, Parameciidae.